Molecule: messenger RNA, 1455 nt
Organism: Pistacia vera
Lineage: Eukaryota; Viridiplantae; Streptophyta; Magnoliopsida; Sapindales; Anacardiaceae
Product: aspartic proteinase CDR1-like
Exons: 1
Coding region: 1-1455 (484 amino acids)
Cellular component (GO): extracellular region
Source: RefSeq, a predicted model, not a curated record
AUGGCAGGAAUUCAGAAAUUCCCUGUAAGAUCUGUAUUCCUUUAUCUGGUAUUAAUUAUAUUUUCCAAGCUGAGUUUUGGUGGCAGUAGUUCGAAGCACUCUUCAGGAUUCAGGCUUAAGCUCAUCCCCAGGGACUCUCCUAAAUCCCCUUUGUAUCCUGGAAACCUCACACAAUUGGAAAAAAUGGAAAGAUUGAUUGAUUUCACCAAAGCUAAAGCUGAGCUACGCAGGAUGAGAUUGCAUACUUCUCCAAGUUCAUCUAUGUUCGAUGAUGAAAAGUAUAUAGUCGCUCUGAGACGUCAGGCUUUUUACUAUAUCGCGGAGAUGAAACUGGGAAUACCUGGUCAACUUAUUUAUUUAGUACUUGACACUACUGCUGAUCUAAUUUGGACACAAUGUGAGCCUUGUGUACACUGUUUCGAUCAAGAAGCUCCCAUUUUUGAUCCGAAAGCUUCCAUGACUUAUUCCAGGGUUCCCUGUAGAGACCACCAUUGUAGUUACGGUAAUGAAAAUGACUAUUUCACAUGUCUUGGUGGAUAUUGCACCUACAAUUUGACCUACAACAAUAGCCUUCUCGGCUCUACAAUCGGCUCAUCAUCCAGGGAUUACUUCCACUUUUACGACGACACUUCAGGAUACAGCAGUACAAAAUUUAACUUAUUCUUCGGCUGCUCGAAUUACACCACAAAUCUCAGCAUGUUUAUUGACCCUCAAAAUAUUAUCUCCGGGGUCAUGGGAUUAAACUUAUCUCCACUCUCUCUCAACAGCCAAUUGAAAGACCGCAUUCAAGGCAAAUUCGCUUAUUGCGUCAUUCCUUGGGAUGAAAAUUUCCCCUUUGAUGUCCAUGCUCUUCCUUUCGACUUCGGAGAUGAUGUUGUUCUUCCUCCAAAAAAAAUUCCAAUGGAGGUGAGCUACGCCAAAGUGUUGGAUGCGAAUGAAUAUUACCUAGACUUACGAGAUAUAAGUGUUGCAGAUUCUCAUUGUUUCUUUGUAUUUGGAACCUUUGACCCUGCACCUGGUGAGGGUUUCAUCUUAGACUCGACCAGUCCAAUAACGAUGCUCACCAAAAACGCUACAAAAACUGGUAUAAAUGUUUAUGACAAGGUGAUCACGAAACUGAGGAACUAUUAUCAGCUUCAGCAUCUUUCGCCGUUACUUGGCCCUGAUAAUCCUACAAAUUAUGAACUUUGUUACAAGAACAAAGAAAAUUUUACGGAUUAUGCGUGGAUAACUUACCAUUUCCGUAAAUCAGUAGACUACGUGGUCGAUGCCAAAUUUAUGAAUAUUAACUACAGCGGAGGGUUUUUCUGUGUUGCGUUGCUUGGAAAUGAUGGGCCGCAGACUGUUCUUGGAUUAUUUCAUAUGCAAAACAUGCGUAUUAUUCAUCACGCCACUGAUUUCGACCAUGGAUCAAUCCAGUUUUACCCAGCUGAUUGUGCUCAAGAUCAUUUUUAA